This is a messenger RNA of Lytechinus pictus (painted urchin), 4665 nucleotides long. RefSeq lists its product as uncharacterized. The record is from RefSeq and is a predicted model, not a curated record. Gene Ontology annotation, cellular component: nucleus. The transcript is spliced from 15 exons. NCBI's taxonomy places the organism in Eukaryota, Metazoa, Echinodermata, Echinoidea, Temnopleuroida, Toxopneustidae. Gene Ontology annotation, molecular function: zinc ion binding; nucleic acid binding. Bases 18 to 3218 code for a protein of 1066 amino acids.
AGAAAUACCCUGCCAGUAUGUAUUCAAGCAAAGAUCGUAGAAGAGGAAGGGAUAGACAAGGUGAUCCUGGGAGGUUCAGCCAAUCUUCAGGCCAUGUUGAUGUUUCUUUUCGUGGUCGAUUUGAUGAUCCUAGCCCUCCUCGUUCCAGAGAUUUUGGUCAGUAUGGAUCUAGGAACUCUCAGAUGGCCACCUUUCCUGUUGGGCAGAGUUAUAAUAAUGAUGACCUUCGAAUGCGAGAGAAUGAUAGAUAUGACACCCCUGUGCUAUCAAGGUCAGCCAGUGAUAGGGAUGACUUCUUCCCUGACAGACAGCCAUACAGUAAUUCCAGAAGGGAUAGCAAUACCCAAAGAAGAUCCAUUCAUGACUCUCCAUCGGAUCGCCAGUCUCGUGAGAUGGAUCUCCGUUCGUCAGGUAAAAUGGGACAUGGGUCUUACUCCAUGGACAGUGAUAGGGGAAGAGACAGGGACUUGCCAAUGGACACCCAAAGGUUUGAUGCCCUCGGUACCAGUGCUUACCCAGUACUGAACAGAGCAACGGAGUACACUGAGACUCUGGCUGCUAAGGUGCAGUUGCAGAAGGCUAUCUUGGCAGAACAAACCCUGCUCCUUGAAAUGGAGCGCAAGAAGCUGGCGAUGGCAAGUCAACAAGACAUGAGACGCAAUCAAGGAGUUGGACCCAGACAGGACCAGCGGAGGUUGAGCGGAGGAGGUAGAGGACAAGCUGGAUUUGGAGGUCGAAGACAAGGUGGAUUUGGAGGUACAGGACAAGGUGGAUUUGGAGGUAGAGGUCAGGAGGGAGGAAGGGGAGGCAGGCACCUCUCUGGAGGAGACAGUGCCGGUAGAAGAAAUCUUAGAGGGAGCCCAGGACAGCCGAAGCGUGGUGGGCGUGGCGGUCGUAGAAGUCUGGAUGGUGCUCCCGGGGGUAUACAGGGAAGCAAGGGUGGUCGUCUGGACAGGUCUAGGGACAGGAGUGAAGUUGGAAGGCAACAAGGCCAGAAACGCAAGUUGGAAUCACCGGCAGGAGGACAUGGUAGUGCUGAUAAAUCCUGCUUUACUUGCGGUAAGAAAGGUCACCUUGCAAGGGAUUGCCCUGCCAAGAAAGACACUCCAGCUGUAGGACGUGAUGAUCUUGGUGAUAAGGUGUGUUAUCAGUGUGGUGAGAAAGGUCACCUGAAACGGGAUUGUCCUAAAAAGGAAUCAUCGGGUAGCCGUGCGGAGAGUGGUGGUAUCAGGACCCCAAAAGCCGAAGGACCAGAGAAUGUUCCUCCUGUGGUCUCUUCAGAUCAACCCCCACAGAAACGGAUGGCCAUUGGAAAGGAUCUGCCUGGUGAUAAAGGCCCGGAUAGGAAGGAAGCGGAUAGAAGCAGUACCAGCUCCAGAAGAGGAAGAGGUGGAUCAAGUGCCAGGGGUAGUUUUGCCAGUGGAAGGGGAGGUGGUAUUAGCUCUAUCAAGAGAGGCAGCAAGGCUUUCAUUACUCUUGGAGGCAGAGCGAGCAAACAUGGUUUUAUCUUCGGUGACAAGGGAGGAUUCAGGGAAAGGUCAUUGAAUCCCGAGCAGCUCUUCUGUCACAUCUGCCAGUGGCAAUGCAGGGAUAUGCUUUGUUACAAGAACCAUAUGUUCAGUAACAUGCACAUAGAGAACAUCUCUGAGUUCCAGAUGAUGGAAAAGAAGUUGGAGUUUAAACCUAAGGAAAGAGAUGGUGACGGUGAGACUCCGGCAGAGCCUACCACUAAGACCAUCCAUGUCAAGUACUGUCAGCUGUGUCAGGAAUCUGUCAGAGGGUCCCUGGAGGCACAUGCUAAGACUGAUACACAUAGGGAGAUAAAAAAGAAAAAGGGCCCUUAUUGCAAAAUAUGUGAACAAGCUUUCCCUGGAAUGGGACUCUAUAAGCGUCAUUUAAAACUUGAAGUACACUUGAAGAAUGCUGAAGAGAAAGGAGUGGACCCCUCUUUUGAAGAAUAUGCUGGUGUAAGCAAAGGAGAAGAGGAAUCUACAACUGCCAAAUCUGCAGACGAGAAUGGUCAGUCAUUGACCGAUAAGUCUGACCAGGCUCAGAAGGGGCCUGGCCAGGCAGGGGCCGAUUCUGCGGCCACUUCUAGACCAACACCCAAGUCCGUUCAGGAAGACCUAGAGGAAGAUUUAACCGUUUUCAAUCCGAACGUCUCCGUGGGUGUACAGUAUGUGGUUCCUGUUACUGGAUUCUUCUGCAAGCUGUGUCGUCGAUUCUACACCAAUGAGGCCAGCGCCUGGGUGACCCACUGUAGAACAGAGCCUCACUUCGAUGCCGUCAAGGAAAAACGAGCAGCUGUCGCUGCUGCCAUGGCAAAACGUAAACUAGAGGAAGAGCAGAGAGCUGCUGAGGAGGCCAAAGCUGCUGAGGAAGCGAAGGCCGCUGAAGAGGCAAAGGCUGCUGAAGAAGCGAAAGCCGCUGAAGAAGCAAAGGCCGUUGAGGAAGCGAAGGCUGCUGAAGAGACAAAGGCCGCUGAGGAAGCGAAGGCUGCUGAAGAGGCAAAGGCCGCUGAGGAAGCCAAGGCCGCUGAGGAAGCCAAGGCCGCUGAGGAAGCCAAGGCUGCUGCGGAAGCCAAGGCUGCUGCUGAAGCAAGGGCGGCUGCAGAAGCCAAGGCCAAAAGGGCAGUUGAGCCUUUGGAGGAAGGCGAGGUCACUGAUGACUCUGAAGAAGUACAGGUUUUGGAUGAAAUACAGGCUCCCCAUGAAGAGUUUGAGACGGAGGAGGCUAGUGAAGAAAUGGUUGAGGUUAUGGAUGCUGAUACCAUUGAAGAUGCAGACAAAGCUAUGGAUCCAACUGGUACAGAAGAAAGCAAUAUGGAGACCGAAGAACAGCCCAAAGAGGAGGAACCCAGCCAGGCGAAUGAAGAAGACGAUACCAGCGCUGAAGCAACAACCCAUGAAGAAGUGACAGAGGUCAUCGAGGAAGGGGAAGAGGAAGAAAUGAUGGAGGAAGUUACGGAUGAAGCAAACAUAGUAGAAGGAUUUGAUGAAGGAGAGCUGGAGGUUACGGAUGCAGUCGGUGGAGAUGAUGAAGAGAGUGGAGAAGAAGGAGAGGGGGAAGGUGGAGGUACGAAAGUGGAGGAGCCUGAGGAGGAAGAAGAAGUCAAUGUAGAGGCUCAGGAUGAAGGGAGGAAGAGGAGCCCUCGAAGGGGAGGAAGGGGUGGGAGAGGUGGGAGGGGUGGGAGGAGAUCACGUUCACGACGACGUUAAAGAGAGACGGUUUAAACGCUUGCUCGGUAUGGAGGGACUUAAAUUUAAAGAAGGUUUGUAUCAUAGAUAGUUAGGAGAGAAUGUAGUUGGAUAAGACAGGGGAAGAUAAUCAAGUAUACUAGUAAUAGAAUUCUACUUAUAUUUGCAUUGGUUGUAUUAUAAAGUGACAAUAAGUGUAUGUUCAUUCUUAGUGUUUGGUUACUGAUUUGUAUUGUGAGUGCGAAAUUGUCUCUGAAUUGAGAUCUGUGUAGGUUCUAAUUCCUUAUACCAGCAUUAUAUGUACAUGAAUGUUGAUAUUGCUUUGUGUACUGUUUACUAUUAGCUCUAAACUGUAGCAGUUCAAAAUCAUAUGUGUUCACUUUUGUAAAUACGUAGUUUCUAUUUUACAUAAAUGUGGCGUUUCCAAUCAAACUUACUAUUCUAAACAAUUCUUUAUUUUGUUUUUGUGUAAAGUGUUUUUGUUAAAAAUUAGUGGAAUACAUUAGGUUGUCAUUUGUUGUUGAGAGUAGUUCCUCUUCUAGUCUCCGACAUUCAUAUCCACAUGCACAUAGUCUAUGUGUAAUGAGGAUAUGUUUACAAUGUGAGCUUUCCAAAUUUGUAGUCUUAUUUUGUAAGACAUAAUUUGCUCAGCAUUUUAAUUGCCAAGUAAUAUUUGUACUUAUUUACGACAAAGUCUAAAUAAUGGGUUGUAAGAUUUGAGUUAAAGGGAAAUUUUGAUCAAGAGAUGACUUAGUACAGGACAUUUUGACUGUUUUACAUUUCUUUGGGUUUUUUUUAAGUAUAAUUUUGUUUUUGUGACAAUACGUUGUGUAUAGUUCAUGCAUUAUGAUCCAAUUUUCUAUUUGUAAAUAUGUUAUGUGAAAAAAAUGCAACAUUUAGGUUUUAAAGAAGAAGAGUUGCACUCUGAACAUUUUUAAAAAAGUAAUUAAAGUGUCUAUUUUAUCUUGGACUUUUUUUUAGAUAGCAGCACACUCAGAAAUAUUAGGAUCCUUUUAAUACAUUUAUUUUUUUUACAAUGUGAAAUGUCAAGUGUGAUUUAAUAUCUCGCUAAUUUGAUCCAGAGAUGUUCAUAAUAAGGUAUAACAACUUUUUGAUUGCUGGUUUUAGUGUUGGUAAUUUGAAUGUUCAAACACAAAUGCAUUUCUCAACCAAUUGUCAUCAAAGAAUUUUCCAAAGGUUGAAUAGUAUCAGCCAAAUUUCAAUUUAAAUCAAAUGUUAUCAAAAUAAUUCAAUUUACAAUUGGGAUUCAAAACUAAGUCAAUUUGCUAGUCAGUAGAAUGGCAAGAUUUUCAGUUGGAUUUAUGAUAAUUGAAGAGUGAAUUUCAAAGGCAUUCAAGUAGAAGGAAACUUGUUUACUGUGAUAAUCAGUUUGUUUGGAUGAUUUUAAACAUUAAAAAAAAUGAGUUUUGUGAUAUAUUAAAUAGCAAUGACUUUGAUUUUAAAUGGA